AUACAUGAUGGAACAUCCUCAGUUUGUGAAAACCAUUCAAACGGUUGUUACCCCAGAUUUGGAAAAAAUCGAGGCACAUUUUAUUAGUGAAAAUUGGGUUGGUAUUGAUUGCAAUUCUGAUAUAUUACUUUCCAAGACAAAUAAGAAAUCUAAAACGAAUCUAGGAAAGUCAACAAAAAAACAAGAAACUAAACUUCCCAGUUAUAUUCAAAUGUUUCUGGAUAUGUAUAUGAAAACAAAGAAAAAACCAACUAAAGAAAAUCCUACAAAAAAGGCUGAAUCUGACGAGAAAAAGAACGAAAAAGUAAAAGCUAUAAAUGAUCGACCCAAUAAUUUAUUCUCGAAACAUACUGCUGAAGCUGCAGAAGAUGGAAUCAUCACUAGUACUGUGCAAAAAUUAGCCGAUAAAAAUGUAGGUUUUCAUUUCAUGGCCGGUAAUGCAGAUAUAAUUGGAAAAUGCUUGCAAGAUGAGAAAAGGAGUACUGCUGGUGACAAUAAGCUUUCGGAGAAAGUCAGAACUACGGAGAAAAUUGAGCAAGACUCAAAUAAAGAUUUAAAUGAAUACAAUUAUGAUAAUGAUCAGAUCGGUAAUGAAUGCGAUAAAUCAAUAAAUAAGUAUACAUUGUGCGGUGACAUAUCUGAAACUUGUGAAUUUUCAAAUGAUUUAUUUGACGAUUUUUUUGAAUGUGAUGUUGAUGUAGAUGAUGAAUUUUUUGGUGCUUGUGAGGAAGGCAAAUCUGAUCAGUGGAAUACUUCACACAAUGCUAAAAAUCCAGAAUGUUUUGUAAAUGAAUUGAACCCUGAAAACACUUCUAAUAAUUGUCAUGACGAAAUCCGCAAAGUUCACGAUGAAAAAAACAAACUUUGUUUCAACUUUCUUGAUGAGAAUAAAUACUCUCUAUUACUUGAUGGUCAAAAAUAUUCACAAAAAGAUAAUCAGAAUAUUGAUCAUUCCCAGCAAAAGAACAUGUGUGAUGAUGUACACAUCUGCCCAACUAAUGCUAAUAUUCAUUCGAGGAGCAAUAUUCAUGAAUUAUUCGGUUCACACAAAGAUCAAAUGGAAAACACAGUAAAUCGAUCUCUGGAACUAUCAGAUGUUGAAUCAAUCAAUGAAGAAAGUAUCCAAAAUGAAAAGAGGGCAGAAUCUGGGCGAUGUGAAAGUCGUGAAUCUGAAAGCAAUCAGGAUUCUGUGUCAAAAAUAUUCAAUUCUCAAAUGCAACAGCGGAAGAUCUGCAAGAACUCGAAUAGUGAUAGAGAAGGUACCCAAACAAAUUCAGAAUCUACUGAGAUCCAAUCAGAAAACACAAAAUUAUUUACUGAUUUUGAUACGGUUUUGAAAAACGAUGCUUCACUACUUUCCAUCAGACAGAAAUAUGCAUAUGGAGAAAAUAUUCAAGAGAAUGGUGCUAGCUCUAACAAUAACUUCAUAAAGGAAAAUUCACAGAAGAAUUUGAACAAUUCUCAGGAAAAUAUAAAGAACCAUUGGUUUUACAAAAUAAACAAAAGACGAAAAAGGGGUUUGGAGGAUAUUCAUCCUGCAGAACAGUUUGAGAACAAAAUAUAUAGGGAAGAAAAGAAGGUGAUCCUGAAUGAAUUCAAAAAACCAAACCGAAAAAAAAUUAACCAUUACCCUCAAACAGAUCUUUAUCCAAAUUCGACGAUAAGUAACCAGAAGUACACCAUUACAGAAGUCUUAGAACCUAAUAAGAAGGCAAGUAUAUACGAUUUUGAAGCGGAUAUUGGUAGAGAGAGGAUGGGAAAGGAGAAGGAAAACCAAAAAAGUAUAAAGUGGAGAUCUCCUUUGGUUAUGUCACCUGCAGUGAAAUUCUCUCCGAAAAUGAACUUUUCUGGUCAAUUAUUCAAAGAAAAUGAUAUCGGAGCUCAGAAUAAUAUAUUUAACGAAACGUUGAACACUUCUGUGUUAUCAAAAAACUCAAGAAACGGUCCAAAUUCAACACAGAACAUACAAAAGACACCAAGACAACCCAAAAAUAAUCAGAAUAUUUUCCAAAAUUACAAACAUCGUGGAACAAAAUUUCCUCUUUGCGACAAUGAUUAUUGUGUGGAGAAUUUAAAAUCCAAAGAAGCAGACAGAAGUUUGGAUUAUUCAGACAUUUUUUCAUCUUCAAUUUUAGGAAGCCAUUUAAUUGAAGAACAGAAAAAAAAUACUCCAAAAAGAUAUAAACAAUGUGAACCUUCCUCGGCUACAGAUUAUUAUACUCAGUUUGUGAAUCAAUCCAUAGCUCAAAAAGACAAAUCUGAUGAGAAGACAGGAUCAUUUGAACGAAAAUCUUCAUCUCCAUCAAACAGUGAGAAGGAAAAUAUUCCAAAGGAAGACAUUUCAGUUUCUAGGAAUUCAUCACUUUCUCAAAUUAUUAGAAGCCCAAAAAACUUUACUUUAUCUCAAGAUAUGUUAGAAUCGGAAGCUUUAAGGAAAACUUUUUCCAAUAGUUUUGUAGAUUCCAGAGAAAUGCGUAACUCAGUAUUGUCUCAAAACAGACCAUUGACGUAUGAUCAGAAUUCAUCACAUCAAAUAAAUUUCCCAGAUAGAUACGAGGACAACAUGAUGCAUCCUACUCAGGCUGGCCGUAUUUAUAAUAAUUCAUCACUGAUUCAGCCAUCGAUAGCACCAGAAUAUUCAGUGAAUACUUCAGUUUAUCCGUUGCAGGAUCCGAGAUACUUGACAGAAUACGGUUCUCAAAAAUUGUCUCGACCUACUGAGACUAUGAUUUCUGGUCAUAUGCAGACAAUGAUGCCUUGCAAUACACAAAACAUGAAUGUUCACUAUCCCAGAUCAUACCCAAACUUAGAAUAUUACAGGAGUCUAAAUGACAGCUUCAGACCAGAUCCCAACCAUUUCCCUUAUUCACCCAUUGGACCCCCUGAAAAUUAUAGAUAUCCUCCCUGGCCAGGGAUGCCAUUUUAUUACAAUCCUGAAGUUCAUAUGAAACAGGAUUAUCCAUAUCCUGACUAUUAUCCGAAUUUUAAAGCUCCAGAUUCUUAUAUGACACGACAAAUAUCAAAUUUUGAUGAUAUUCAAAACAUGAGUUUCGCCAAUAAUUCACAGGUAACGUUUUUGAAUAAUUUUGGGUUGAAUAUUUCUAUAAGGUUUGGUAUUUUUGUAAAUCUGAAGAAUAUCCAUCAUUAUUCUUUAAAAAUUACCAGAUAUUGUAUUGUUAAAAUAACAAUUGUUAACAGGUGACAGGUGCGCCAAUUUAAAAGCACUUUGUAGGGUGUUCUAAAACUCUCAUGGAUUCAAACAUGGUGAUUUCGACUUUAUUUUAGCUUGUGGAAUCAAGAUUGACUUUGAAAACAACAGCUGAAAUUUUUCGAUUAUUUACAAAAUAGAAAUUUGCAUAUGCAAAGAAAACUUACUAAUACAGUUUACUGUGAUUUUAUUAUGGAAGGUUUACAAAACCACGCAAAAGUGUUUUGCUAUAUAAUAGCAGCAUCAAUAAUAACUUGAGCAUACAUAUCAAAAAUAACAAACAAGAGUUUGGUAAAAGAUUGUUCAGGAGUUUACAAAUUGUCGUGUGAUUCAUGUUUGAUAUUUUACAUAAGUAAAAUUGGAGGAACAUUCAAAGCACUCGUUAAAGAACAUAGAAACAGUUUCAAGAAUGGAAACAUUGAUUUUACAUAUGCUACUCACCUCCAUACAGAGGGACAUGGGUUCAAUCAUGAAUUCAAAACAUUUCAUUUCCAGAAGAAAAAUUCGAAACCUGACUUUCUGGAAAGUAAGGAAUUCUAUAAAUUCAAUAGUUCCCAUUAUUAAAUAAACGAUGAAAUUAUUUUGAAUAACACUCUUUUAUUGAUUUUCUUUCAUUUUCAGCCAUUAAUUUGUUGACGUGUUUAUACUUAUUUUUACCUGUUUGUAAUAGCGAAUUAAGUAUUAUAUCUGCUGUUUUCAGGUAGUUAAAUCUAUUCCGGAAUUAACUAUCUCUAAUGGUAAUAUUUUAGAAGUAAUUUAUUGAAAACACUCUUCCUUCUCCAGAACAUAAUACUCUCUCUGGACAUGCGUUUCCCUAACCAAAUCAGUAUCUACAGGAGAUGACAAAGACUACUUCUAACAGCUAUGUUAAUAUAUUUUAUUUUUGGAUGUUUUUUCAAUAUUUAAAUGGUUUCUCAAUUGAUUAAUGUUUUUUUUUAUUUUAAAAUACAUUAACAUAGCUGUUAGACGUAGUCUGUGUCUUUUUCCUGAGGUUGAUAACUUGAUUUGCGAAACGUGCGUUGAGGAACAGUAUUUUGUUAUUGUGUAGGAAAAGUGUGUAAUUUGAGGAAUAUUAUAUUAAGUCCAUUUUCAAGAAUAAUAGAAUGAUUAUAGAUGCCUUGCAUAUUA
This is a messenger RNA of Leptinotarsa decemlineata (Colorado potato beetle), 4336 nucleotides long. RefSeq lists its product as uncharacterized. Gene Ontology annotation, molecular function: ATP binding; nucleic acid binding. Lineage: Eukaryota; Metazoa; Arthropoda; Insecta; Coleoptera; Chrysomelidae. The record is from RefSeq and is a predicted model, not a curated record.